Molecule: messenger RNA, 1801 nt
Organism: Rhagoletis zephyria (snowberry fruit fly)
Lineage: Eukaryota; Metazoa; Arthropoda; Insecta; Diptera; Tephritidae
Gene: Zip88E
Product: Zinc/iron regulated transporter-related protein 88E
Biological process (GO): zinc ion transmembrane transport
Cellular component (GO): plasma membrane
Molecular function (GO): zinc ion transmembrane transporter activity
Source: RefSeq, a predicted model, not a curated record
UACAGCAGUAACAACCACGGGGAACAACAAAACAAUGAUGAGUCAACACACCAACCACAUUUGCAUAACAACACAACACAUUGUACGGACCAAGCUAUUAUUGCGGAAGCGAACGCGCGAAUAUGUCACACAAGCCAUGAGGAACCCUGUGUCGAGUCCAUGACAGGCACUCUAGGACUUUUUGUGGCUCUGUCUAUACAUUCAGCAAUCGAAGGUCUUGCUAUUGGUGUACAAAAUUCGGCAGCAAAGGUGCUUUUUCUGCUCGGUGCCGUAGCCUGUCAUAAGUUUGUUAUGGGCUUUUGCCUAGGUUUGGAAUUUCGUUCCAAUUCGCAAACGAGCCUUCGCAAACAUUUCAUCGGCAUAUUGGUGUUUGCAUUGGGUGCUGUUUGCGGGAUUGCUGUUGGCAUGAUCAUAGUGGAUAUACCCUCUAAUUGGUCUAGUUCCGUAUUGUCCAUUGUACAGGGCCUCGCUGGAGGAACAUUACUCUAUGUAACCGUUUGCGAGGUCAUACCCAGGGAAAAGGCGCGUUGGCAUCAAAACGUAACGAGAAAGGCGGCAGGUUUCGGUCAAUUCUUGGCAGUCGUUAGUGGUUUUUCCAUAAUGGCUGUCAUUAAUUAUUAUCUAAAAGAUGACGACAGCUAAUCGAAGAAAUUUUCCAUAUUACAUAUAAGCGUGUUCAGGUGUUAAUCUCCAAUAUGCAUAUAUGUAUGUACAUAAACUCCUGACUAUAAGCAAUAAUAAUGUUCUUUUAUAAGUAUAUGUAUGUAUGUACGUUUAUUGUAGACAACAUAAAUAUGUAUUUACAUCAUAUUUUAAGCAUAUUGCUCAAAGAAAUCAUUGUGAAACAAUGGUAAUCUACUCAAUGUUAUUUAAGAAUAAAAUGUAUCAUUUCUAUAUACUAAAAUACUUAAGCUAUACUAGAAAAACCGUACAUGAACUACUGAUGAAAGUUGCAAUUGGUUACGGGCGAAAAUGUUCCGCAAAUAUUACUAUAACCGUAAGUUAGGCUCCAGUGUAAAAUUUUUAAACCCGCUACCGUAAUUUCAGUUACGUUGAAGGAAUUAUGUAAGUUGGUCUUCCGAAUGUGUACCGAAAUGUUCUAAAAAUCAUAUUAUAUUAAUUGCUUGCAGAUGACUGCAUGAAAGUAAUCUCAGACCGUACACUCAUCGGCCUACACAAUGUUUUAAGUGACUGCCCUAUUUUAAUAAAUAAUUUUUUUUUGUUUAUAUGUAUCUUGUAUUUUUAGUAUCUGUAUCUUGUCUAUAUUUCAAUCAGGCAUAUGCGCUAAUAUUGUAGUAUCUUUAGUUUAUAUGUAUAUCAAAUAAGUAAAACUCAAAUAUGUAUAAAUACACAAUAUUUCAACUCACAUAAUACAUACAUAUAUGCAUAAUAAAUCUGAAGCGUUUUGCAUCAAAAUUUUAAUGUAUGUAUGUGUUUUUUAGUUCAGGUAAUUUUCCAAAAAUUCCCAAGGUGUAUUUUCCGAGUAUUUGAUACACUGAAAACAUAAUACAAUCAAGCUUCUAUAACUUCAACUAUAUCGAUGGAUGUAAAUUUGUCAAUUCACAAGAACUUUUGCUUUGGACAAUCGUGUUUCUUGUUAGACUGCAUACUGCAAAUGUGUGUGAAUGAAUACGGCUGUUCAGGAUAUUGUGCAUAUGGUAUUGGAUUUGCAUUUGCAAAUUUUAUGCUGGCUACCAUGCCAACCGUUUCCAUUUAAUUGUUUUGAAUUUACAAAUGGCUGAGUGGAAGAUCGACCUAUCUCGGCAGCUAGUUCGAAAACGCCAGUCAGAAACCUUUUCAA